This is a messenger RNA of Eptesicus fuscus (big brown bat), 5242 nucleotides long. RefSeq names its product transient receptor potential cation channel subfamily M member 3 (gene TRPM3). Gene Ontology annotation, molecular function: monoatomic cation channel activity. Bases 1 to 5166 code for a protein of 1721 amino acids. Gene Ontology annotation, biological process: monoatomic cation transmembrane transport; protein tetramerization. Gene Ontology annotation, cellular component: membrane. Lineage: Eukaryota; Metazoa; Chordata; Mammalia; Chiroptera; Vespertilionidae. The record is from RefSeq and is a predicted model, not a curated record. The transcript is spliced from 26 exons.
AUGGGGAAGAAGUGGAGGGAUGCGGCGGAAAUGGAGCGGGGCGGCUCGGACCGAGAGGACGGCGGGGAAAGCCGCAGGUGCAGCCGGAACGCCAGCCGGGGCAGGUUUGCCGAGUCGUGGAAAAGGUUAAGUUCCAAGCAGGGGUCCACCAAGCGCUCGGGACUCCCGUCGCAGCAAACGCCGGCUCAGAAAUCCUGGAUAGAAAGAGCAUUUUAUAAAAGAGAAUGUGUUCACAUCAUACCCAGCACCAAAGACCCCCAUAGGUGUUGCUGCGGGCGUCUAAUAGGCCAGCAUGUGGGCCUCACUCCCAGUAUCUCCGUUCUUCAGAAUGAGAAAAAUGAGAGUCGCCUCUCCCGAAAUGACAUCCAGUCCGAGAAGUGGUCCAUCAGCAAGCACACUCAACUCAGCCCCACGGAUGCUUUCGGGACCAUUGAGUUCCAAGGAGGUGGCCAUUCCAACAAAGCCAUGUAUGUGCGAGUAUCUUUCGAUACAAAACCUGAUCUCCUCUUACACCUGAUGACCAAGGAAUGGCAGUUGGAGCUUCCCAAGCUUCUCAUCUCUGUCCAUGGAGGCCUGCAGAACUUUGAACUCCAGCCAAAACUCAAGCAAGUCUUCGGGAAAGGUCUUAUCAAAGCAGCCAUGACAACCGGAGCGUGGAUAUUCACUGGAGGGGUUAACACAGGUGUUAUUCGUCAUGUUGGCGAUGCCUUGAAGGACCAUGCAUCUAAGUCUCGAGGGAAGAUAUGUACCAUAGGUAUCGCCCCCUGGGGAAUUGUGGAAAACCAGGAGGAUCUGAUUGGAAGAGAUGUUGUCCGGCCAUAUCAGACCAUGUCCAAUCCUAUGAGCAAGCUCACUGUUCUCAACAGCAUGCAUUCCCACUUCAUUCUGGCUGACAACGGGACCACCGGGAAAUAUGGAGCAGAGGUGAAACUCAGGAGACAGCUGGAAAAGCAUAUUUCACUCCAGAAGAUAAACACAAGAAUCGGCCAAGGCGUUCCAGUGGUGGCGCUCAUUGUGGAAGGAGGACCCAAUGUGAUCUCAAUUGUCUUGGAGUACCUUCGAGACACCCCUCCCGUGCCCGUUGUUGUCUGCGAUGGGAGUGGACGGGCAUCCGACAUCCUGGCGUUUGGACAUAAAUAUUCAGAAGAAGGCGGACUUAUCAACGAAUCUUUGCGGGACCAGCUGCUGGUGACCAUCCAGAAGACCUUCACGUACACUCGAACGCAAGCGCAGCAUCUGUUCAUCGUCCUCAUGGAGUGCAUGAAGAAGAAGGAACUGAUUACAGUGUUUCGGAUGGGAUCAGAAGGACACCAGGACAUUGAUUUAGCUAUCCUGACAGCUUUGCUCAAAGGAGCCAAUGCCUCUGCCCCCGACCAACUGAGCUUGGCCUUAGCCUGGAACCGAGUCGACAUCGCUCGCAGCCAGAUCUUUAUUUAUGGGCAACAGUGGCCGGUGGGGUCUUUGGAACAAGCCAUGUUGGAUGCCCUAGUUCUGGACAGAGUGGAUUUUGUGAAAUUGCUCAUAGAAAAUGGAGUAAGCAUGCACCGUUUUCUCACCAUCUCCAGACUAGAGGAAUUGUACAAUACGAGACAUGGGCCCUCAAACACAUUGUACCACUUGGUCAGGGAUGUCAAAAAGCGAGAAUAUCCAGGUUUCGGUUGGAUCUAUUUUAAGGGGAACCUGCCUCCUGACUACAGAAUCAGCCUAAUCGACAUUGGCCUGGUGAUAGAAUACCUGAUGGGCGGAGCUUAUCGCUGCAACUACACGCGCAAGCGCUUCCGGACACUCUACCACAAUCUCUUCGGCCCCAAGAGGCCCAAAGCCUUGAAACUAUUGGGAAUGGAGGAUGACGUUCCCUUGAGGAGAGGAAGAAAGACAACCAAGAAGCGUGAAGAAGAGGUAGACAUUGACUUGGAUGACCCUGAGAUCAACCACUUUCCUUUCCCUUUCCACGAGCUGAUGGUGUGGGCCGUCCUGAUGAAGCGGCAGAAAAUGGCCUUGUUCUUCUGGCAGCAUGGCGAGGAGGCCAUGGCCAAGGCCCUGGUGGCCUGCAAGCUCUGCAAAGCCAUGGCUCAUGAGGCUUCCGAGAACGACAUGGUCGAUGACAUCUCCCAGGAGCUGAACCACAACUCCAGGGACUUUGGCCAGCUGGCCGUGGAGCUCCUGGACCAGUCCUACAAGCAGGAUGAGCAACUGGCCAUGAAGCUGCUGACAUAUGAGCUAAAGAACUGGAGCAACGCCACAUGCCUGCAGCUCGCGGUGGCUGCCAAGCACCGCGACUUCAUCGCACACACGUGCAGCCAGAUGUUGCUCACAGACAUGUGGAUGGGCCGGCUCCGGAUGCGCAAGAACUCAGGCCUCAAGGUAAUUCUGGGAAUUCUACUUCCUCCUUCAAUUCUCAGCUUGGAGUUCAAGAACAAAGACGACAUGCCUUAUAUGACUCAGGCCCAGGAAAUCCAUCUCCAAGAGAAGGAGCCAGAAGAACCAGAAAAACCCACGAAAGAAAAAGACGAAGAGGAUAUGGAACUGACAGCAAUGUUGGGACGAAGCAACGGGGAAUCUUCCAGGAAGAAGGAUGAAGAAGAAGUUCAGAGCAGGCACCGGUUAAUCCCCUUGGGCAGAAAAAUCUACGAGUUCUACAAUGCCCCCAUCGUGAAGUUCUGGUUCUACACUCUGGCGUACAUCGGAUACCUGAUGCUCUUCAACUAUAUCGUGUUAGUGAAGAUGGAGCGCUGGCCUUCCACCCAGGAAUGGAUCGUCAUUUCCUACAUCUUCACCCUGGGAAUAGAAAAGAUGAGAGAGAUUCUGAUGUCAGAGCCAGGGAAGUUGCUACAGAAAGUGAAGGUAUGGCUGCAGGAGUACUGGAAUGUCACAGACCUCAUAGCCAUCCUUCUGUUCUCUGUUGGAAUGAUCCUUCGUCUCCAAGACCAGCCCUUCAGGAGUGAUGGGAGGGUCAUCUAUUGUGUGAACAUCAUUUAUUGGUACAUCCGUCUGUUAGACAUCUUCGGCGUGAACAAAUACUUGGGCCCAUAUGUAAUGAUGAUUGGAAAAAUGAUGAUAGACAUGAUGUACUUUGUCAUCAUUAUGCUGGUGGUGCUGAUGAGUUUUGGGGUUGCCAGGCAAGCCAUUCUCUUUCCCAAUGAGGAGCCAUCAUGGAAGUUGGCCAAGAACAUCUUCUACAUGCCCUAUUGGAUGAUUUAUGGGGAAGUGUUUGCGGACCAGAUAGACCCUCCCUGUGGACAGAAUGAGACCCGAGAGGACGGCAAAAUAAUUCAGCUGCCUCCUUGCAAGACUGGAGCCUGGAUCGUGCCAGCCAUUAUGGCCUGCUACCUUUUAGUGGCCAACAUCCUGCUGGUCAACCUCCUCAUCGCUGUCUUCAACAAUACGUUUUUUGAGGUAAAAUCAAUAUCCAACCAAGUGUGGAAGUUUCAGAGGUACCAGCUCAUCAUGACUUUCCAUGAAAGGCCGGUCCUGCCCCCACCUCUGAUCAUCUUCAGCCACAUGACCAUGAUAUUCCAGCACCUGUGCUGCCGGUGGAGGAAGCACGAGGGUGACCCAGAUGAAAGGGACUACGGCCUGAAACUGUUCAUCACUGAUGAUGAGCUCAAGAAAGUGCAUGACUUUGAAGAGCAGUGCAUAGAGGAGUAUUUCAGAGAAAAGGAUGAUCGCUUCAACUCGUCCAAUGACGAGAGGAUACGGGUGACUUCGGAAAGGGUGGAGAACAUGUCCAUGCGACUGGAGGAAGUCAACGAGAGAGAGCACUGCAUGAAGGCUUCACUCCAGACCGUGGACAUCCGGCUGGCGCAGCUCGAGGACCUCAUCGGGCGCAUGGCCACGGCCCUGGAGCGCCUAACAGGUCUGGAGCGAGCCGAGUCCAACAAAAUCCGUUCUCGGACCUCCUCGGACUGCACGGACGCAGCCUACAUCGUCCGCCAGAGCAGCUUCAACAGCCAGGAGGGGAACACCUUCAAGCUCCAAGAGAGUAUAGACCCUGCAGGUGAGGAGACCAUGUCCCCAACUUCUCCAACCCUAAUGCCCCGUAUGCGAAGCCAUUCUUUCUAUUCGGUCAAUAUGAAAGACAAAGGUGGUAUAGAAAAGUUGGAAAGUCUUUUUAAAGAAAGGUCCCUGAGCCUGCACCGGGCUACUAGUUCCCACUCUAUAGCAAAGGAAUCCAAAACUCCUGCAGCCCCUGCAAACACCUUGGCCAUUGUUCCCGAUUCCAGAAGACCAUCGUCAUGUAUAGACAUCUAUGUCUCGGCCAUGGAUGAGCUCCACUGUGAUAUCGACCCUCUGGACAAUUCCAUGAACAUCCUUGGGCUGGGCGAGCCCAGCUUUUUUGCUCAAGUUCCUUCCACCGCUCCUUCAAGUAGUGCCUAUGCGACUCUCGCACCCACAGACAGACCUCCAAGCCGGAGCAUUGAUUUCGAGGACAUCACCUCCGUGGACACUCGAUCUUUUUCUUCAGACUACACCCACCUCCCAGAGUGCCACAACCCCUGGGACACUGACCCGCCCACCUACCACGCCAUCGAGCGUUCCAAAAGCAGCCGCUACCUGCCCAGCGCGCCCUUCCUUCUAGAGGAGGCCCCCAUCGUGAAGUCGCACAGCUUUAUGUUUUCUCCUUCGAGGAGCUAUUAUGCCAACUUUGGGGUGCCCGUGAAAACGGCGGAAUACACGAGCAUUACGGACUGCAUUGACACCAGGUGUGUCAGUGCCCCGCAAGCAAUUGCCGACAGAGCCACCUUCCCUGGAGGUCUGGGGGGCAAAGCGGAGGACUCCUCUUGCUGCCACCCGGAGCGAGAAGCAGAGCUGAGUCACCCCAGCUCUGACACUGAGGAGAAUGAGGCCAAAGGCCGGAGGGCCGCCCUCGCCAUCCCCUCGCAGGAGGGCGAUACCGCCGACAGAACCCUGUCCAACAACAUCACGGUUCCCAAGAUAGAGCGCGCCAACAGCUACUCAGCGGAGGAGCCCAGCGCGCCGUAUGCACACACCAGGAAGAGCUUCUCCAUCAGUGACAAACUCGACAGGCAGCGGAACACAGCAAGCCUGCGGAACCCCUUCCAGAGGAGCAAAUCCUCCAAGCCGGAGGGCCGAGGGGACAGCCUGUCCAUGAGGAGGCUGUCCAGAACGUCCGCUUUCCACAGCUUUGAAAGCAAGCACAACUAACCCCUCCCUAAGCAGCAUUGCCGGAGGCUCCAGAACCCAGCCCUAGAAUCCUCCCCGAACUCCACCUGCUCCCCUU